CGAGUGACGAAGUGAGAAGAAUAAUAUGACGCUGUGAUUGGCCAUCUAUAUGAGAAGCAAAAAGGCAUCGACCUGUCUUGCAACGGGCUGGCAUCGUACUGGCAGUUCCCCCCUUCAGUGCCACCAAUACACACGGGCCGAGGACUCACUGUCGCCGACCAUUGGUCCUCAAUUUGCCGACCAAUCAUUGGGAAAGUGGCCACAAAAAUAUCCAAUACAAUACGCGACGCAGAUGGAGCAGCUAGGGGAGGGUCAGGCAGUUGUGGUUGGAGGUGCUGGUGGUACAGCUCUCCAGGUAGUCCAGAUGGGCCAGGGUGGCCAGGCUAUGAUGCUCCCACAGACAAUUCAGGUUGCAGCACCAAAUGGACAGAUUCAAAUGAUGACAUCACUCGCUGGUGCAGGACAACAGAUUGUUAUUCAACAACCACAGACACCACAGAUUAUACAGACCCCAGAUGGACAAACUUACAUUUAUCAGCCUGUUCAAUUAGAUGGGCAAGUUCAACAGGCACAACCUACAGUAAUAAAUGUCAAUGGAACGUUAAUGCAAAUUGCCGGAGCUACAACACAAGGAACGACCGCAACAACUGCAAGUCCAGUGCAACCAAUUCCAAGUCCAACAGCAGCAGCACCUCAGGCAGGAAAUAUUGUUAUGAUGGUACCGGGAAACAGUGGGCAGGGCCCAUUUCAACGAGUGGCCUUACCAAAUGCAGAAUUUUUAGAGGAAGAACCACUUUAUGUUAAUGCAAAACAAUACAGACGAAUCCUAAAACGACGACAAGCUCGUGCCAAGCUCGAGGCUGAGGGCAAAAUCCCCAAAGAAAGACCGAAAUAUCUUCAUGAAUCACGUCAUCGUCAUGCUAUGAAUAGGAUUCGAGGAGAAGGAGGACGUUUCCACUCUGGACAAGUGAAAAAACGAAGGAAUAAUCAAAAUGCCAUGAUCACCCAGCACAUAUCGACGUCGACAAGCACAAAUACAAUAAGAACGAUUUCGUUGCCCGCUGGUCAGGGAAAUGUACAACAUCAUACUACUGACAACAUGGGAUCGACGAUCAUUAUCGAGGGAACUGGAAGCACUUCCUUACCUGACAUGAUCGGAGAUAGUGGGAUUGUGACAUCUGAUGGUCACUGAAAGCUAAAUAAGUAAUCGAAAAUAAAAAUUAACAUAUGAAUGUGAAAGGGAAUGGCAAGUGCGUUAUCAAAUUUUAAGAGAUUGUAAAUACAUUCAAAUUUCUGAUUAUUAUUAUAGUUUCUUUCCAUUCUUCUCUUCAUUGCCUUCGAAUUUUUCAACUCAUCGCUUUAUGAUUGAGUUUGGCAAAAUACAUGUUACCGUCUCUCAAGGGAGAAUACUAGUUGAAAGUCGCGGGUUAUCAGAACGAGAUUUAUUACACAUUGAAUAUCGAUUAUGUAUGUAAAAAAAUGCAUAAUUGGGGGACUUCUUGGCUUCUUUGACUGAGAAACGCUGAAAUUUUCCUAAAAAUAUUUUCAUCUAAAAGUUCCCUUUUUAAUUUUUGAAAAUUGCGGACAAUAAAAACGGGAAUUCUUUUUUUUCGAAUUUGUUUUUAAUGUAAAGUUCUUUGUUCGUGUAAUUCAAUUGAAAUUGCGGUAUUCAUGUAUAAUUGGGGAGACAAUGGUUCUGAAACAAUUGAGUAUAUUUUUUUUAAUAUUUGAAGAAGAGAUUUUUCAUUUUGCGUGGAGAGCGCCAACUUUUAUAUUCAAGAAAAUUAAAUUAAAUCUAAAAUUUAAUUAAAUCUAUAUCACUCAAACCUGGCAAGCAAAUUCAUAUUUUUAAUUAUAAAUUUCUAACUGUUAUAAAACUUUUAUUGCCUUAAAAUUUGAAGACCUCGAUAAUUGUUAGCAUUUGAAGUAUUGUCUGGGACAAUGAACAUGUAAUGUUUUUGCACUUAUUGUUAGUUCUAAAUAGAUCUAAUAGAUCUUGAAUGAUUGGAAAGUCUAUUAGCCGCCACUUUCAAAAAUAAUUAAAUUCUCAAAAUGUAAUUCAAUUUUUUUAUGAAAACACGUGUGAGAUGAAGACUGGUAAAAAGCUUUCUUGAAAAUACAUUAGUAACCCAAGAUUGUUUGAGUUGCAAGGUACUAUCUUUCAAAAACCAUUUCGAAGACGUACACCAUAAGAUCUUCAACAAAUUUGGCAUUACUGUUAAAUGAAAAUGAAUUAUAUCAAGCUUAAGUAAGUCAAUAAUUUAGAAAUUAAUUUUUGGCAUAGUCCUGUAUUUGCGACUUCGAAAUUUCUGUUAAAAUUAUUAAUAUUAUUCGAACCGCCACAAGUGGGAGUUUGGCUCAUUUUCAUCUGUGGUUUCACAUUAAUAGUUUAACAUACUUCUAUCAAAAUUUCUCGAUGAGCUGAUUAUUUCUUAUAAAGACGCUGAUAUAUGGAUAUAUGCACUGUCUUCGGUUUCCAUACGCGUUUUCUUACCGAUUUAAGUAAUUACCGUGGAUAAUUAUAUGAAAUCCUGUUUUUCACGAAAUUUUCAUUUAGUGCAAUAAUUAGUUGCUUUCAGAAACAAAUCUUCAAGGAGAUUUCACCAUGGCUAGUGAAUAUGUUGGUCUCGAUGUUCCAUUUUUUAGAAAUUAAUUCUUUUAAGCACCCACGGAAUUCAUUUUGCCAGAUUGCAAUUUGUCAUCGCAUACCAAUAUAUUCAUUAUCCGCUGGAUUUUCGUACUUAUAUUUCUCACUUAACGUUGAUCGGUUACCUAGUGUUAUAUAUUUAGAAAAUGAUGGAUUUCAUUAUAAUGUCAUCAAGGCCCAGGUCCAUUAUCUGGAGAAUAUUAACACAUUUGAUUAUUCGGAUUAAUUUUUAUAUAUAAAUUGAUAUAAAUUUGGUAAGAAAACAAAAUGAAAAAUUGUUUCAAUACUUUAGAAAACCAUCCUUAAAAAUAUGGAGGAAUAUUGCAGAUAUCGAUAGUAAUGACGAUAGACAAAACGAAGCAGGAAAUCCUGUGGUAAAUUUGCUAAAAUAUUUUUACCAAUACUUUUACUACACUUUUAGGACAACUAAAUAACCACUUUUUCCCAUCUGUUCAUUCACAGAAUUAACUGAUAACCAGCUAUUACUUUCUUGGGGAAUCAUUAUUUACGAUCUGUUUGCUUAGUCGUCAUGAAAGUGCAGGGAAACUAGUCGUAACAAUAUUUUUUUUUCAUUUCAAAAAGCCUUUUUUUCGACAAGCGUUUGUUUACUAUGCACCACUAGAUUUUCUGUUCUAUUUUAUAUGUACUCAUGAUGGCAAUACGCUGAUCGGCAUUUGCAAGAAAAUAUUAUCUAAACUUUUUACUUCUUUCUCUAGCUAAACUUAUAAUUAUUAUGUUCAUGAGUGACAAGCCAUCGACUUUGACAUUUUUAUGUGCACAUUGAACCAAAUAAUCGAGUUUGAUAAUGUUCUACAGAUACUGGGGCCGGGUCUUAAUUCGAAGAUUAAUGUUCGACAGAGCUAAAUGCGAUUGAUUACAAGAAAAAAUGGAUGUAAAUAUGUGAAUUGAAGAAUAGAGAACCAAAAAAUAUACAUACAACUGGAAAGAUGAAAAAAUAUAGAAUAUUUGAGUAGACAACAUAAAUACAAGGCAAAACUACGCCGGUGCGAUUGUGUUUUGUACUGAUCUACGUGACAAUUUAUUAGAAUAUUUAUCGAUA
This is a messenger RNA of Diachasmimorpha longicaudata, 3647 nucleotides long. It is a transcript of the gene Nf-YA, whose product is annotated as nuclear transcription factor Y subunit alpha. The record is from RefSeq and is a predicted model, not a curated record. Gene Ontology annotation, molecular function: DNA-binding transcription factor activity, RNA polymerase II-specific; DNA binding. The transcript has 7 exons. The coding region runs from base 50 to 1132 and encodes 360 amino acids. NCBI's taxonomy places the organism in Eukaryota, Metazoa, Arthropoda, Insecta, Hymenoptera, Braconidae. Gene Ontology annotation, cellular component: CCAAT-binding factor complex. Gene Ontology annotation, biological process: regulation of transcription by RNA polymerase II.